Messenger RNA from Hyalella azteca, 8812 nucleotides. RefSeq lists its product as uncharacterized. The record is from RefSeq and is a predicted model, not a curated record. The transcript is spliced from 16 exons. Gene Ontology annotation, molecular function: tubulin-glutamic acid ligase activity; tubulin binding. The coding region runs from base 1307 to 5152 and encodes 1281 amino acids. Gene Ontology annotation, cellular component: cilium. NCBI's taxonomy places the organism in Eukaryota, Metazoa, Arthropoda, Malacostraca, Amphipoda, Hyalellidae. Gene Ontology annotation, biological process: microtubule cytoskeleton organization; protein polyglutamylation.
UGAUGGAUUGGCACACACCUCUCAUCACUCCUUCUGCAACACAUCAACCGCAAGGAGUGGAUAAUGAAACAAGUCUCAACAAUUAAGAAUUUAUAUAUGCAUCAAUUUUCUAGGCUGUCAAUUUUUCAAGGGCUGUCAUUUCUAUCUAACAACAAAAAUUUUAUCAUUGUUUAUCAUAUUGGUAGAUAAAUGAGCAUUUUGUUAGCUGGCAUUCUUUGUUAUUUUCUUGGCAUCUAAUGUCUUUCAUAAAAUUUUUGGAUCAUUCACAGGAAAUAACAUACAGACAUUGGGAAAGCUUCAGUUUAACCCUUGUAUUCUGUUGCAAGUCAAAUAAUCAGGUAGUUGUCUGAUGUCCAAGAAGGUGUGUACAAGGAAGAUGAUGCUCAGACUGAAUGUCUAUGCUAGAUGUGGUGUCAUCUUUUCCUCUUUCUCAUCAUCGUAGUCUUAAGCUGUAGCACUGAUGCCAAGUGUUUCUGUGAUCUCCAUAGCAUAUCUAAAGAAUACUUCAAUUUUUUGUUGUUUGCAAUAAUAUUGAUCAAUUAACAAAUCUUCCUGGACAAUUGAAUUAAUUCCACCUAUUGUUGAACUACCAGGUCAGCUAUAAGAAUAUUAAAUUGUCAUAUUUACCUCGAAUGUUUCCUAUAAAUGCUAACUUCCUAAUCUUGAAAUAGUAUUGAUUUUGUUUCAAAAUAAGAAUUAAGGCUGUAUCGAUUAUGGUUUACUUGAAAAGAUUCCUUGUAGUGAUGAAAAUUUAGCAAAUUUUCUGCAGUCUCAUAGAUAUGCUGCUCUUAAUUUAGAUGCUUUAAUAAGUUUGUAAUUAAUUACUGCAGGAUAUUGCUGAAGAUCACUUAUAGCUAAAUCUUUAGAUGCUUGUAGCUUGCUGCUUCUUGUAUUUUACCUUGCCUGUAACUGCUGCCUUUACCAUUGUCCAUCCUUUGCAAUCCUGCCAAAUUGUUUACAAUUAAUUAGCUAGAAGUGCUCUGAAUUUGUCAUUCUAUCAAUUAGAAAUUGGUCUAGUCCAUUAAAUGAUUAAACGUUUCAAAUUAAUUAUAAUAAGCAGAUCUAUUGUAAUCAUUUAAAAUUAAAGCUGCUUGUACUUACAUCUUAGAACAUUGCUUCCUGAAUAGAUUUUCUCCUUAAACCAUAAUUCCAAUCUUACGACUACGUAUGAUUCUAUGUGUAACUUUACAUCUUAAGAGGCUUGAAUCUAGUCAUUUUGUAAUAUCAAUAAGUUACGUAAUAGUUCAUUUUUGAGCAAUAUAUUCAGAUGCUGAUGCCUAUUCAUCUCGUGUAAACUACUUAUGCAAUGGAGAAGCAAUCUAUGUAUCGGUCUGACAACCCUGGUAAAAUUUCCCACAAGGGUGAGUACAAAGUACAGUUCACGGAUGCAUCUGAGUACUACAAAGGCCGAAAUAGUACAAUAUUAGGCAAACCUCCUGAGAUUCCUCGCUCCUCUAGCUCUAGUCUUAAGUACAAUGGGCGCCCAUAUAGCAGUACAAGUAGUUCAAUAGGUAAUCUUAACUCUUGCUACACUAGCUCCUUAAAUACUAAGCAUUCUAAGGGCAGCAGUGCCUCUAACACAUGUAAGGCUGAUACGUUUGGAAGCACAACAUCUCUGGACCGACGUCGUUGUGGGUCAUCGCGGCGUCGUCAGCUAGAGUGUACACUACAGCCCAUCACUGACGUGACAAGGAGUGAGUCAUUAGUUGAGUACAAGCGGCAAGACAGUUCACCUGGUGAUCCCUCGCACCAUGUAGGUGGCAGCAGGAGGAAGCGGGAGCUUUUGGACUCCUCUGAGAAAAAGUCCAAGAUUCGAAGUCUGUAUACUGGAAGCUCCUCCCGCAGCAUUUCAGGGGACAGGUCGUGUAUGGGCAGCCGAUACAAGACUCGUGGAAGUGAUGACAUCAAAACGCUCCAGCAGAACAAUGAGAGACCAGAUGACUGGAUAAUGAAAGUCAAGCGCGCAGCCUCUCGCAGCCCAAUUAGAAAAAAUGAAAAGUCUCACAACAAUCGUGCUACAAUACACGAAAAAGAGAACAAUAAGGGCCAAGAAAGAGCUAGUCGCUAUACCUCUGAAAGACGCUUCAGAGAACGUGGACGUAGCCUCAAAAGACUUGGUUCAUCAGGCCCCAUCCCAUCUGACCAGUGCAACAAUAAUCUGGAUGAGGUAUGGAGCUUUGAGCCUGGCGUGAUGUGGUCGCGCACGCUGUCGAACCGACGCAUUGGCUAUCUUCUCUUCAACUGCAGUAACCUGGAUACGCCUCCAGCUGACUCGUAUCCGGCAAAAUUCAACAUGACCUACAAAUUUUCUCCACAAGCUGAGUCGAAGUUGAUACGGUUGGUGUUGGAGGCUCACGGCUUCACUGAAGUGAACAGCAGCAGCAGUCGCUUCAACCUCUACUGGAGCAGUGCUCACUUCAACCCCAAUGAGAUCAGGAACUUGCAGGACUGGCAGAAAGUCAACCACUUCCCACGGUCUUCGGAACUAACGCGCAAAGACCGCCUCUACCUGAACAUCAAGCGCAUGCAGCGUCAGUUCGGCAUCAAGCUCUUCGACUUCAUCCCUACGAGCUUCGUUCUGCCCACGGAGCACCGCGAGUUCUGCGAGACGCACCUCCGUGAACGCGGCACUUGGAUUGUCAAGCCUGUCGCGUCUUCUCAGGGCAAAGGCAUUUACCUGGUUUCUCAGGUCGACCAAGUGUCGCCCGACGAAUCGUCUCUAGUGAGUCGCUACAUUGAGUCACCGCUGCUGGUGAAUGGCUUCAAGUGCGACCUGCGCCUCUAUGUUGCUGUGACCUCGCUGGAUCCACUGCUCGUGUACAUGUUUGAGGAGGGCCUUGUGAGGCUUGCCACUGUUAAAUAUCAGCACAAGAAGAACCUCUGGAACCCUUGCAUCCAUCUCACAAAUUACUCCGUCAACAAAUUCCAUUCUAACUAUGUGCAUAACCAAGAUGCUGAAGUGGACGACGAGGGCAGCAAGUGGUCACUGAGCGCGUUCUUACGGCACCUGCGCGGGCGCGGCAUCGACACCGCGGCGCUCAUGCGCAGCGUCGAGGACGUCGUCAUCAAGUCCCUCCUCGCCGCCGCCUACCAGAUGAACACCGCCGCUGUCAUGUUCAUGCCGCACCCACGAAAUUGUUUCGAACUCUAUGGGUUUGACAUCCUCAUCGACGAGCAGCUAAAGCCGUGGGUGCUGGAGGUCAAUCUCUCCCCAUCUCUGAACAUUGACCAGCCUCUUGACCUCAAAAUUAAGUCCUCAAUGCUGGCGGAUCUUUUCUCCUUGGCGGGCAUUCUGAUCUGCAACCCAAGCACCUCCCGUCUCUCCACCAGGCCAUCAAUGAACCGCAAGCUCCCCAGCCUUAGGCAUUCAACUGAGACCUACGAGCGUCAGGCUGGCCGCUCAGGUGCACCUGCUUCGUCCCUGGAGGAGCUGCGGUUGCUGCGUCAGGUGAUGGAGGAGCAGCAGCGCAGGGGAGGCUGGGCACGUAUCUUCCCCACACCGGACAGUUGGAGCAGCUACGGGGGACUGCAAGAAUACGACAGUCCCCUCAACCUGAUGCUGCACACGCACCUCUACCCUCAUGUACAGCGCAACACCAGGCUGCGCGUGGUGAGGUGCAGCAGCGUGAGUACGAGUUCGGGUCUGGCCAGCUCCCUGGAGCGCCUCACGUGCUAUGAGCGACCUCUGCCCAAAGGCCUUGCCUUUAUUAAGGAUAAACUCGGCAUCGGAAAAUCUCAUGAGGAACAAGAGCAGCGCAGCCCUCAGGACGCUCACGCCGUGAAGCAGAACCUGCUGGAGGCACUCGACAACGGCCUCAAACUGAGCAAGUACCAGGCCCGCAUGGCGUUCAGCGUGUACCUGCAGCACGUGCAGCGGCGCCUCAUGAUCGGGUGCGACGAGGAGAACCAGACCGACCUCGUGUACCGCUUCCUGCGAUCUGCGUCUCGCACGCUGCAUCUCCCCAUCUCCGUCCAGUCUCCGAGCAAGAACUUACCUGAGGAAGCUCGUGCUGUGGUUAUCUCGAAGCAGCUCGGGGAUUUUAUCAUGGCUUAUACCAAAGAAACACAAACUCACCACGACCCUCCGCCUCCCGCAUCACGUCUGUCCGUUGACGCUGCAACGUCUAGGAGCUCAGUACCUGGUAUCCCGUCCUCAACGGAUGGAGAAGAUGACUGCGAAACUUCCAUGGCUGCAACUAGCGUGGCCUCGUCCAUUGCAACGAUUUCCUUGCCGUCCCACUCUAAUGUCACGUAUGCAAGCUGUGCCAUGGUUUCUGAGUAUUCUGACAAAUCGGUGCGCUUUUCUACAACUGCUCAUAAGACCAUAUCGCGCUUUCCUUCUACGUCUUCUUUCAGCGAUGUGACUCCUUCUGACGUCAAUGACCCCCUGAACCCUUUACUUCCACCCCGCCGCAGCUCUGAGGCUGAUGAAAUGGUGGGAUCUGUGAGCAGUUCUGGGUUUAGUGAUACAGAUCAGCCUGGAGACAACCCAUCAUCUGGCAGCACUUUGUUGCCUUCGCUUCUCAUCAGCUCGGAUCCUUCGUGUUCAGAUGGCGAUAGCUGCGUAGCGAUGAGUAGCAGUGGCUGCAGCUGGCGCACGGCUGAGGACGACGGGGAGGACGUGCAACACGUCGCUGCCUGCAGCCAAGCUCCGCCUGCAGGACACCAGCAGCAGGACGUCGUCGCCAUGGAGCUCUACCGGGCGUUCAUGUCCGCUGCCAAAGAAACGGACUUGGAAGAAGUGCUGGCGCUGCAGACGAAGCUGCACAACUCAGCAGGGAUGUUCCUGGACUCUGCAAGGCGCAGCGUGAACAGCAGCAGCAACAGAGCAGGCGGUGGCAGCAGCAGCAGACCGCGUACGCCCAACGCCUCCCCUCACGGCUCUCCUAGACGAGGUCGCAAGUCUCCCUCCAUGCACGGAAGUCAGAGUCGCAUGAGCGAACAGUCAGCACCAGUGACGAGCGAGGCUCAGGUUACCUCCUCCCUCGCUGUUCUGCCGGAACGUUCCUCCCUCACUACUUCAUCCCUCCAAACCCUGACCACGACCACUGCCGCUACUGCCAAGACUCCUCCUCAGUCCUCUUCGUGCUGCCUCUUCGGCAAUAUUCUCAAAGCUAGCCUCAAAGGAACUAACACAUCCUUCAAUGUUUGAGGACUGUAGCCAAUAGAAUCAUUCCUCCAGCAUGCAAAGCUGGUCAAGCAAGCUAAAAAAGACAGAAAUUUGGUAGCCAUUCUGGAUAAUUUUCGCAUCAUUUUCUCUUGCUGUUCGUGUUGACAAAGCAUUAUCUGCGCAGUAGUGUUUGUCCACGUUGUCGAAAACUAGAACUAGCAGCGAAAACUAGCAGCAACUAAUUUGUUUAUUACUAAUUUCCUUUCUUCUCGUGACUCGCUCAACAUCGAAUUAAGUAUUAGAUUUAUUGGGAUUGGAGCGCAGCUCCAAUUGCUUUGAAUUUACUUUUCUCUCAUAGUGAGAGGUAGAAGCACAACUGCUCUGCGAAUUCAAUUGUUUUUAUUGAUUUAUUAUUCGCUUUGUUUCAAGUUUCUUCUUCACUUUAUUAUUUUAUGUUAACUAUUUUCCGUUGACCGCUCUGUUAUUCUUUUCCUAGAAAGUUUUAUUAACUUUGUGUUUGUAUGGAGAACCAUGAGUAGCUAUAGCAGCAUUUUAGGCAAUUCCUACUUAGCUUUAUUACUGUGAUAUGUCUCACGUGACUGGGUACCAGUUUGUUGUUUACCCAUCCGCCUAAUCUCGUAUUUCAUAGUUCUGAGUACCGCCUUGUGACAAGUUAUCAUUCUCGAAGACUAUGACGUCGUUUGCUAGGAGUAUGACGUUGGUUGAAUCGUAAUCGUUAUCCAGUUUCAAGUCUGCCCAGCCUCGAGCCACACAUUAGCUGCUGAGCCUACCAUAGCGCCCUGUCAUGUCAGAAAUUCCUGCGCCUUUGCUGCUGCUUAUCUUUUAACUCGCGGGUGCUCUGCAUGAACAUAUCGCACGCAAGUUAGGAUGAGAGAACUUUGUGCUAGUUUACAUUCCCACUUUGAAAUUAAAUAUUCGAAACGUUAAAAAAACUUUGGUACUGCUUAGUUCUUUGAGAGGAAUUGUUGCAUUGUCGCCCAAUUUUGCAACUUCCAUACUCAUAAUUUUAGUCAGAAUCAACUCAGUCUCGAAACGACGAUGAAAAUCUACUAAGCAACUUUAAUAUGCCAUCAUAGAUGCAUGCAAUAAGUAAAUGUAAUUCACUGCAGCAGUAUAUUAUCCUAUAAACUUUUCUGCUCAUCAAAUUUAUGUAGAAAACCUUAGUGGCGCAACCUUCCGUUACAGCUUGCCGUCAUCUGCUACCAGACUCGUGGCUGAGUAUAGGGCUUGUUUACAACACUAAGAUUGGUUCUUAAGCGUCCAUGCUCCAGUAAGAGUUGCGUCCUUGAAUGGAAAAUAGAGAGUGGAAUAGAAUUUCAUUCUAGUGCAUGCGAAUAAUUUGUUUUGCUUCAUAAAUUAAUUGAUGAACUGUAUAAUCUUUCACAAUUGUGGGCGAAACUUGUAUUCCUAUUAGAAAAAAUAUAAUAUAAGUGUUUAUUACUAAAUUAAAAUCAAUGAUUUAGCCUCGUAAUCUUGGAGGUGACUCGACAUGUUAAUAGUUUCAAUAUUAACGAGCUAUAUAAUUCUUCGAAAUUUUUUUUAACUUAGGAUUUUUGAACAUAUUUUAUUUUGCACUUGAUUUUGUAACACUUCGUUUUCUUGAUUCAAUCGCCACUAAUUUACCGAAGGGAAUCUUUUUAUUAGUUAAUCUACAGAUCAUUUAUAUUGUAAUAAGCUAAUUUCAAAGCAACGUUCUAUUCACAAAUCAAAGUGGAUUUUCUUAUUGCAAUCUUCAGGUCGUGGGCUGUGCUGGGAAACUAGCGUCGUGCGCGGUCUUCGGAAACCUCGGGCGUUUACGAAUAGUAGCAUUGAAUUGUAUUUUUUUUUUGUUUUAAUGCUUCUUCUAGUAAUUAACGAGAUUCAUCAUGGAUUAUCCGAACUCGUAUGUUGAAAAUUAUAUUACUUAAAUUUAAGUUUCACUUGAAUUACCCGGCGCCAGCAACUUGAGUUGCUUGCCUCGGUAAUCAUUAGUGUGUACUUCUCUUCUGGUCAGGACUUGAAAUAAUCAUGAGUGUGAACUACUCUUCUGGUCAGUAUUCGAAUUAAUUCAACAAACUUAGUGUUUUAAUUUUACUGUGAUCUACGAACCUUUUCUAAUUUAAGUUUUGGUAUCCCAAGCAUACUUCUUACGUGGAAUUACUUUACUGCAGAUGAUGGAAGCAAUCAAUGACCUCUUGCAAAUCAGAUUGGCACCGAAGUAACUUGGUUCUUUUUUGUUAAAUUUCACGCUUUAUUACCACGGUAUUUUGUUUUGAGCAUCUAAUCGUUGCAACGAUGUAUUUGGAUUUUCCUCCGUCUAGGCUCUAAGCCGGCAGCUUUGAUAUGUAAGGUCCGUGCUAUGCUAGGAAUAACUGUAAUGUAACGGAAGGCGGCUCUUCGAUUUUUGUGUAGGGGAAGUUUCCAAACAGGUUUUUUUUUGUCACGUUGCCCCAAGAGAGGAUGCUAAAUGCGGCACAUACAUACUAGAAUAUAUAUACUACAAGGCUAUGCCAAAGAAUCGUGACAGACCUUUCUUUCAUCAGCAGUCGUACCAGUGAAAUAGAUUCCGUGAAGCUUUAGUAACUUCUCGGGCUGCUUCACUUUAUUGUAACAACGAUUCUAUUUCAUAGAUCUCGAAUUAGAUUUUGUCGCCAUUUUUCAUAUUAGUCUUAGGUGAUAAACUAUGUCUUAUUACUCUUAUAUGCCGUAUUCAUAAAGCGUUUAGAAUUCUAGAAUUUCUUAGUGAGUGGGUUUCACAAAACCCGUUCCGCAUGUAUUUCUGCUCGGAUCUCUUCACUUCAACUUAUCCUAUGUAUGGAAAUUUCACAAGUCUUUUCUCAUGGAGCUUUUACAACAAUAGCAUCGCACUUUCAACAUUCCUGAUGAACUGUAGCUUCAUCUAAAUAGGUUUAAAUUUUUCUGAUCUUUCAGUUCUCCUCUAUUUACAUUUCUUGAAUCAUUAUUUUAACCAUUUCAUUCUUAGGUCCAUCGAACAAUCUCUGUCCUGGCGUCAACUUUCUUUUUCAAAAUAACACCUCCGAGUCUCGCUCUAAUAGUGGCAUGUUGUCAUGGUUUACAGUGAGAUGGAUUUCAUUCAUUCCUCUCCUAUAUGUCGCUAGAGAACUUGCACAUUUUCCAAUCUUUGCAUGUACUAUUAUUGUGCGGCGUUUACAAGUGAUGACAUUCAAUCCAUUAAAAGGUCCGUUCUUUACUACGCAACUCUGCGGUGAUCUAUUGUGCUAUGCAAAUUAGUAUCGUAUCUAUUGUUCAUGUUCAAGAAGUCAUAAAAAUGACGGCUAUUGAUAGUUUUGUUCGCUCUAAGCGUAUGAUUGAGCUGCGAGUGAUAUAGUUCACGUUGAAAAGAAUUGCAUGCAUGCAUUAAUGGGAUACAUUCAAUCCAUUAGAGAAGCCCAGCAAUGUACAAGUUAGAUUUCCUUGUCGAUAUGCUUCCAAUGGGAUAAAAUUCAUUUUUAAUUCAGGCCUGUGCGUGUUAACAGCAACUGGUAUCUAGGAUUACCGUCCCAGAAUGAAUGAUUCCUUCAUCUUGAAGACAAACACGUUCCGCGUCAACGAUUUUCUUUCAACUUCCUCCGCCUUACCAAUAGGAAAGGAUAAAAUAAUCUCCACUUCCCUCAAUACUAGGAUAGUAAUAUCCACCUGUAGCCAAUGUAUGCCUUCUCUAGUACGAAUAAAUAUGUAGAA